Messenger RNA from Momordica charantia (bitter melon), 2677 nucleotides. Its product is annotated as copper-transporting ATPase PAA2, chloroplastic. Gene Ontology annotation, cellular component: membrane. The record is from RefSeq and is a predicted model, not a curated record. Gene Ontology annotation, biological process: monoatomic cation transport; copper ion homeostasis. Lineage: Eukaryota; Viridiplantae; Streptophyta; Magnoliopsida; Cucurbitales; Cucurbitaceae. Gene Ontology annotation, molecular function: P-type divalent copper transporter activity; copper ion binding; ATP hydrolysis activity.
GUGAAUGUGGCGGAGAGUCUGGCGCAGAGACUCACGGACUGUGGUUUUCCGACGAAAUCGAGGAAUUCGGAGGUCGGAGUGGCGGAGAGUGUGAGAAAAUGGAAGGAUACGGUUGAGAAGAAAAGGAAUAUGAUGGUCAAGAGUCGGAAUCGGGUGGCUGUUGCUUGGACUUUGGUUGCCUUGUGCUGUGGCUCACACGCAUCGCAUAUCUUGCACUCUCUUGGGAUUCAUAUCCACGGACCAUUGAUGGAGAUACUUCAUAACUCGUAUGUGAAGGGUUGCUUCGCUUUGGUUGCUCUUUUAGGACCAGGACGAGAAUUACUUUUUGAUGGUCUGAGGGCAUUCAAGAAGGGAUCACCGAAUAUGAACUCUCUUGUGGGUUUUGGAGCAGUUGCUGCAUUUAUUAUCAGUGCGAUCUCACUUCUUAAUCCUCAGCUGGACUGGGAUGCCUCAUUUUUUGAUGAACCGGUCAUGCUUCUUGGUUUUGUGCUUCUUGGGCGUUCUCUGGAGGAAAGAGCAAGGGUUAAGGCUUCUAGUGAUAUGAAUGAACUUUUAUCAUUGAUCUCUUCUCAUUCACGACUUGUGAUAACUCCAUCAGAAGGCAAUUCCUCCAUGGAUGAUGUGCUUUGCUCCGAUGCAAUUUGCCUUCAGGUGUCUACUGAUGACAUUCGGGUUGGAGACUCGAUAUUAGUUUUGCCUGGAGAGACAAUUCCUGUGGAUGGGAAGGUUCUUGUGGGAAGAAGUGUUGUGGAUGAAUCAAUGCUUACUGGGGAAUCUCUACCUGUAUUUAAGGAAGCAGGCCUUAUGGUCUCAGCUGGAACUGUAAACUGGGAUGGCCCUUUGAGAAUUGUAGCAUCUUCGACUGGCUUGAACUCAACAAUCUCCAAGAUUGUUAGAAUGGUUGAGGAUGCUCAAGGCCAUGAAGCACCUAUACAAAGGCUUGCAGAUUCCAUAGCUGGGCCAUUUGUGUACACUGUAUUGACUCUCUCAGCGGCAACAUUUGCAUUUUGGUACUGCUUUGGUACCCAUAUUUUUCCUGAUGUUUUGAUCAAUGAUAUUGCUGGACCAGAUGGAGACCCCUUUCUUUUAAGCUUGAAACUUUCAGUUGAUGUCUUGGUAGUUUCUUGCCCAUGUGCACUUGGACUAGCCACUCCCACAGCAAUUCUAGUUGGCACCUCCCUUGGGGCUAGACGGGGACUCCUAAUAAGAGGGGGAGAUGUAUUGGAACGCCUGGCAAGCAUAGAUUGUUUUGCUUUUGACAAGACAGGGACACUUACUGAAGGAAAGCCUACUGUUUCUUCUGUGGUUUCUUUUGUUUAUGGAGAAGCAGAAAUUCUUCAAGUUGCUGCUGCAGUAGAGAAAACUGCUUCACAUCCAAUUGCAAAAGCUAUAAUAGAUAAAGCAGAAUCUUUGAAUUUAACCAUUCCAGUCACAAGAGGGCAGCUGGUAGAACCAGGCUUCGGAUCCUUUGCCAAUGUAAAUGGGCGACUGAUUGCAGUUGGUUCAUUAGAAUGGGUUAAUGAUCGAUUUGAAAAACAAGCGAGUCCCUCUGAUCUUAAGAAUCUCGAGCAUUCUGUGUUUCAGUCAAUAUGGGGGAUAUCAUCUUCAAACAAUUCAAAAACAGUUGUUUACGUUGGAAGUGAAGGAGAGGGCAUCGUUGGUGCUAUUGUAAUAUCCGAUAGCCUGCGCUAUGAUGCUGGAUCUACUGUUCAUAGGCUCCAGAAGAAGGGGAUCAAAACAGUCCUCUUAUCUGGAGACAGGGAAGAGGCAGUUGCAACUGUAGCCAAGGCAGUUGGAAUUGAAGAAGAAUUUGUCCACUCAUCUUUGACUCCUCAGAAAAAAUCUGAACUUAUUUCCACUCUGAAAGCUGCAGGACAUCGAGUUGCUAUGGUUGGUGAUGGCAUAAAUGAUGCACCAUCUUUGGCUUCUUCCGAUGUUGGGAUUGCUCUGCAGCUUGAAGCACACGAAAAUGCUGCUUCCAACGCAGCGUCCAUUUUACUUCUUGGAAAUAGAAUAUCUCAGGUCGUUGAUGCAAUGGAACUAGCACAGGCAACAAUGGGUAAGGUGUACCAGAAUUUGUCGUGGGCAAUUGCUUACAAUGUCGUUGCCAUUCCAAUUGCUGCUGGAGUUCUGCUCCCAGGAUUUGACUUUGCAAUGACUCCUUCCCUUUCAGGUGGGCUUAUGGCUUUAAGUUCAAUAUUCGUCGUCACCAACUCGUUACUUCUGCAAUUCCAUGGCCCCAAAGAAGCACAAAAAUCUACCUGAAUCGCGUACCAAGGAAUCAAAGAUGCCUCUAGAUUUCAAUAAACUAUAGAGUCAACUGGACAUCAGGGAAAUAACAAACAAAAUAGGUCAGGUAACUGUAUCCUCAUGACUCAAUCUGUGCUUUAAUUUCUCAUAUCUCUGAACUAAUCCACAUUUGAAAAGGCAGAUAAUAAAGAAAAACUCACGUGAUCUGAAAGAUUCUCUUGCCUAUAUUACUCUUUUUUUCUCCCUUCAUCUUGGGCAUAAUGGACGAUAUGAUUCUUCCCACUUCUGAUAUUAAAACCAGUGGAUAUAAUGGGGGAUUUCCUGAUUGGUAAAAGAAGUAUCCCCUGUUGAAAGGUUAUCUUGUUUUGUCAUGAAAUUUUCUCUGAUAUGCAAAUGCAUUAUGCAGAUGCGAAGUAUCAUUCCUCAC